AUGGAAGAUUUCGAGGUUCCUAUUGACGCUCCUCUCGACAUACAGCAAAAGGCUACUCAGAUGAGGCGCUGUUGGGAGCAGAUACAAGCCUUGACGGGUCAAUUGAAGGCAGCAGAGUCCCUCUGGAACAGUCUAAGAGACGAGGUUGCUGGAUAUAUCCAGCAAUCAGAGCGAAAACGUUUGAUUUCUGCACGUCCCGCGAAAGUGUCGCUCGACGGCUUGCCCAACGAACUGCUAUUCAACAUCUUUCGACAUCUACGGUUUGAGAGAUAUGGUCACCUCGGAGCUCUUCUUCUCAUCAACAAACGCAUCCAUCACUUCGUAAUGAGCACUCCUUUACUGUGGACUCAUAUUGAAGUCUUGGUCGACUGCGACUUGUUGGAUGCAACGCCCCCAAAGCCCUCAUACGUCGAGGCAUGCUUAAAGAAUAGCCAAAGCGCCGGCUUAGAUAUCGAGAUCCACCUAGAAUGGGACGCAGCGGCGGAGUUUCUUAAACAAGCUGCAAUCGUCGCAGUCGUCAAUCUAGUAGAUGAACAGGAGGAGGAUGCAGUCUGGUCGACCUUGAACGACAUAGACAUGGACUUCCGCUGCCCCGUAUAUGAAAAAAAGGAGGCGGCAUUAUUCGAAGUUCUGGAUGCCAUUAUCGGUACUGACGGAUGCAACAUGCGCCGAUGGAAGUCACUGGUCCUUUCACUACCAUCUGAUCCUUCGCAUCGCAUAGCUAUUCUCGAACGACUCAUCGGGAGCACUCCAAAUCUUUGUGAAGUGGACCUACAAAACACAGAUGGAUCUGAUAGCGAGCAAGAUGCCUGGGACAGUAUCUUUCAAGAUCUUUCCAGCCUAUCUUGCUUUACGAGUGACUAUCGGCUGCCUUGGGCAUUUUCUGCGCUAAACCCCAAUAGAAUCAGUGAACUCAAGAUCGACCUUCGAAACUCUAUGGACUUUGAGAUACUAGCUUCAUACCGAGCACUUCAACACUUGGAUAUUUAUUGGGAGGGCAAGGGGGAUUCAAGCAAUUCGAUUAUAUUGCUCCCAAAUCUACGUAGUUUACAUAUAAGAGGCCCCUAUAACUAUAUCCUCAAUCGCCUCCUCACACCUCUCCUUGACAAACUCUCAAUUUCUUCCUUCACAUUCAGAUUACCCUGGGAGGUUCCGUUGCUGACUGCGACGGUGGUUCAAUGGCAUUGUCGCCAUUUUCCGGACGGUAUCAAUGCUUCCGUUAGUUUCUUGCAGCAGAUUUUCUCAAGCCUAAGAAGGACACAGCAGCUUAUUCUUUCUGGAUUCGCAGCAGAGGCCGUAAUGGAUGCUUUUCAAGUGUUCAAAAGGUCGAACUCAUUCCCAGAGGAGCUUCAGGUGAUUCUCUUGAGACGGUGGAUGAAUACGCCUGAUACUCCAUUGCUUGAGCUUCGACGCAAGGACUUUGUUGAAUAG
Serendipita indica DSM 11827 is the source of this 1431-nucleotide messenger RNA. NCBI's taxonomy places the organism in Eukaryota, Fungi, Basidiomycota, Agaricomycetes, Sebacinales, Serendipitaceae. The record is from the annotation of a GenBank genome assembly.